CCCACUGCCCGAGCAGCGGCCACACCAUGCACGUGAACGGCAAAGUGGCGCUGGUGACCGGCGCGGCGCAGGGCAUUGGCAGAGCCAUUGCAGAGGCGCUGCUGCACAAAGGCGCCAAGGUAGCGCUGGUAGAUUGGAAUCUUGAAGCAGGUAUGAAGUGUAAAGCUGCCCUGGAUGAGCAGUUCGAAUCUCAGAAGACUCUAUUUAUCCAGUGCGAUGUGGCUGACCAGGACCAACUGAGAGGCACUUUCAGAAAAGCUGUAGACUACUUUGGAAGACUGGACAUAUUGGUCAAUAAUGCUGGAGUGAAUAAUGAGAAAAACUGGGAAAAAAUGCUGCAAAUUAAUUUGGUGUCUGUUAUCAGUGGAACCUACCUGGGUCUGGAUUACAUGAGUAAGCAAAAUGGAGGUGAAGGUGGCAUCGUUAUCAAUAUGUCAUCUAUGGCAGGGCUCUUACCUUCUGCACAACUGCCUGUUUAUUGUGCUUCAAAGCAUGGCGUAGUUGGAUUCACACGCUCAGCAGCGAUGGCUGCUAAUCUUAUGAACAGCGGUGUGAGAAUGAAUGCCAUUUGCCCAGGCUUUGUUAAUACUCCCAUCCUCGAAUCCAUUGACAAAGAAGAGAACAUGGGACAAUAUAUAGAAUAUAAGGACCACCUCAAGGAUAUGAUGAAAUACUCUGGGAUUUUGGACCCAUCGAUGAUUGCCAACGGCUUAAUAACACUCAUCGAAGAUGAUGCUUUAAAUGGUGCUAUUAUGAAGAUCACAGUUUCUAAGGGAAUUCAUUUUCAAGACUACGAUGUAAUUCCAUUUCAUGUAAAAGCUCAGUGAACAUCUUAUAUAUCAGCCAUAACUGAAAAUAAGCACACGUGACUUAUAUGCAGACCAUAUCUUCAUUCGAAUAUAGCUUUUUAAAUGAAAUGUUAUCAUUUGAAGCUUCCCUUUAUGCAUUUGAUGUUAAUUUCUUUCUAAAUGAUUAGUUAAGUCUAUGGAUACAAAAUUAGGAACUAUAAAAAUAUGAUGUUGGCCAAAGCUAAAUUUUGAUACUCAGAGUCUAAGUAAGGAUUAAAAUAAAGGAUAUUCAAGGAAUAUUCUGCUUUGCCUUUAAUACUCUUUGUGCUUUGAACUAAUUUUUUCAAUAAACUAUGCAGGCAUUUAAAAUGGAAUACUGAGUAGAACUGAAAAAAAUAUGAUUUAUAUUUCCAAAAGUUAUUUACAUUAAAUUUAUCUUCUAUAAAUAUCUUUUAAAAAUCUAGAAUGUUAUAUGAGAUCUCUAUAUACUGGAUGAUAAAAAAAAUAAGUAUUAAAUUUGGUGGGGGAGUCUUAGUUUCCUUAACUGUAUUUUCCAGUGAAAAUCCUAAUGUAAAUAAUAUGUAUUCUUUUCUAAUGUAUUUUUCUUAAUAAAUGAAGUAGGGCACCCAGAGAAGCAAAACUAAACAUAUGUGAACACUGAAAAAAGACUGAGACUUGAUAACGACAUUGAAAUGUCCAACAAACUUAUUUUUCCCAUCUUGUAGUACCAUUUAAGAUGCAAAUAAUUAUGUGAUGAUUUCUGUCUGUUUUUCCUCUGUUAAUAAAUUUAGAAUACUGAAGAGAUCUGAAAAUGUAAAUUUUUAAUAAAAUUUAAGUCAUUUCAUAUACUAAA
Messenger RNA from Pteropus alecto (black flying fox), 1641 nucleotides. RefSeq names its product 15-hydroxyprostaglandin dehydrogenase (gene HPGD). The coding region runs from base 27 to 827 and encodes 266 amino acids. Lineage: Eukaryota; Metazoa; Chordata; Mammalia; Chiroptera; Pteropodidae. The record is from RefSeq and is a predicted model, not a curated record. The transcript is spliced from 7 exons. Gene Ontology annotation, cellular component: cytoplasm. Gene Ontology annotation, molecular function: oxidoreductase activity, acting on the CH-OH group of donors, NAD or NADP as acceptor.